AUGGACAAGGCGGACAUGGCGAACCAGCCGCGGCAGUCUAUACAGAUAGUCGGCCCGGGGCCGGGCGUCGACCUCUCCGCGGACCAGGGCCCCAACAUCAUCGCCACGGGCAUGGUGCUGUGGGCGGUGGCCGUUGUCGUCGUCAUGCUGCGCGUCUACUGCCGGAGAUUGCAAAAGGCCAAGCUGUGGCUGGACGACUAUCUGAUCCUGGCGGCCGUGGUCAUGACCACGAUUGAAGUCUUUAUCCUCAGCUUAUACCCUACCAGGCAUGGGUUCGGAAAGCACAUCUGGGUCGCGCCGCUCGACUCGGCCAGCGUCUUCCUCAAGUCCCUGUUCGUGUCGGAGCUCUUUUACUUUCUGGCCUUGUCCCUGGUGAAAUGGUCCAUCCUGGCCUUUUACUGGCGCACCUUUGGCAUCCAAAAGUCUGCGCGGGUGCUCAUCUGGAUCAUUGCUGCCAUGGUUCUGUCGUGGUGCGUCGCCAUGACGCUCGUCACCAUAUUCCAGUGCAAGCCCAUCUACGCCUACUGGCAGCGGUACGACCUCCUCAACCCCCUGGAGCGCAAGUCGUACAGCUGCCCCAUCGACGACAAGCAGUUCUGGUACGGAAACGCCAUCCCGACCAUCAUCACCGACGUCUUCAUGCUCCUCAUGCCCAUCCCCUUCAUCUCCAAGCUCCACCUUCGCAUGGGGCAAAAGAUCGGGCUGGUGGGGCUGUUUUCCCUGGGAAUCUUCGUCACCAUCACCUCCGUCAUCCGACUGGCGUACAUCAUCGGCGCGGACCUGACGAGCACGGACGUGACGUGGAAUCUCGUCACCAUUGUCGUGUGGUCGCUUGUCGAGCCCAACGUCAUGAUUGUCUGCGCCUGCCUGCCGUUCCUGAGACCCCUCAUGAUGAAGUGCGCCUCGAGGAGUCGCACGCAGAUCUCCAACACCAAGAUCUCCAACCCCAUCGGGACCAACUCGUCGGCGGCGGACCGCGUCCCGUCCUUGGCCUCGAAACCGGCCGGCCACCCCGAAAAGUACGCCCCCAAGGAGCGCGGCCUCUUCAAGCGGACCAGCGUUGUCGACAUCAGGGCCGGCGCCAAGGGGCAGGAGGCGCAGGCGGGCGACGAUCGCCAGUCGGCGGAGAACUCGUCCCUCGAGGAGGGCAUCAUCAUCACCACGGACAUUCGGCUGUCGCGCGAGCAGAGGGAUCGUUACUGGGACGACGUGGCGUGA
Messenger RNA from Ustilaginoidea virens, 1218 nucleotides. RefSeq lists its product as uncharacterized. The transcript is spliced from 6 exons. The coding region runs from base 1 to 1218 and encodes 405 amino acids. The record is from RefSeq and is a predicted model, not a curated record. Lineage: Eukaryota; Fungi; Ascomycota; Sordariomycetes; Hypocreales; Clavicipitaceae.